ACCAAAGCAGAGAGGCGAGAAAAGAUAAAGCCAAAGGAUGGAACAAGAUGUAGCCCCAAAGGCUGCCAGGAAAGAAGGACCUGAAGGUAUAACCUUUAAGGAAGCUCUAACCGCAGUUAAAAUGGCUGUGAUUCUUGAAGGACAUCCUCUUGAGCGCUUAUCCGAAGAACAGGCCCUAGACCUUGAGUUCUUGAUAACUGAAAAAAUUUCUAGAAAUGAAGAGGGUUUUGUCCCCACUUUUCUUUCUUGCAGACUAGAAAAUGGGGCACUUAUCAUCAAUUGUGCAGAUCUGGGGAGCUCUAAGUGGCUGGAACAGAUUGUAGUUGAGAUAAACCCAUGGCAGGAGCAAACUCUCUUGGUAGGAGAGGCAAGGAAACUUGUCAGAACUACUAAGAUCAUUGCUAAACUGCCGAAAGUCUGUAGUAAACUGGAGUCCAAAGAGGUUCUGAGAAAGAUUGAGGCACAAAAUGGUGGGCUUACUCCAACCGAAUGGAACAUACUUCAUCGGAAGAAUGAACCAUCAGGACAGACCAUCGUCCUUAGCGUGCCUGAACUGGACGCGGCUACACUUGGCAAAAGGGGAUAUAAAUUUUAUAUCGGACUUCACCAAGUUCAAGCCAAAGUCCUAGACAAACCUUCCAAAAACGAUGGGGGUGAAGGUUCUUCAAGCCAACAUCCACCACAGUAGAAGUGGCACCACAAACCUCACCAAGAAAUUUCUUGAUGAGGAUUUUCACCUGGCCCUGAUCCAAGAACCUUGGCUUGUCAGGGGAAAAAUCAGUGGCCUCAAAGGAACAAAAGGGAUUUAACAGCAGUGAAAGUCAGACUCAACAUAGAGGGAAGAGACCGAGAAAUUGUUUUUUGCUCAGUCUACCUACCCUAUGAAGAGAAGGCUCCACCUGACCAAACACUGCACAAACUCCUGCAGUUUUGUGCAGAAAACAGCUUGCAGGUAGUCUUAGGGCUGGACUGCAAUGCUCACCAUACUGUAUGGGGCAGCACAGACACAAAUAAAAGAGGUGAGUGUCUUUUAGAAUUUAUUCUUAAUUACAAUUUAGAUAUUUUGAAU
Parasteatoda tepidariorum (common house spider) is the source of this 1069-nucleotide messenger RNA. RefSeq lists its product as uncharacterized. NCBI's taxonomy places the organism in Eukaryota, Metazoa, Arthropoda, Arachnida, Araneae, Theridiidae. The record is from RefSeq and is a predicted model, not a curated record.